Molecule: messenger RNA, 1134 nt
Organism: Eimeria maxima
Lineage: Eukaryota; Apicomplexa; Conoidasida; Eucoccidiorida; Eimeriidae
Exons: 3
Coding region: 1-1134 (377 amino acids)
Source: RefSeq, a predicted model, not a curated record
AUGACGACUUCGAAGCUUUUGAGGCAUGCAGCAGCUGCUGCUGCUGCUGUGCUUGUACUGGGCACGCUUCAGGGACCAUCAGAGCCCAGCAACCGAGUUGGUUUCAUUGGUGUGAAUCUCGGCCAAAUUUGGGCCGUUGAAGCAGCGGGAUCCAACGGUCAGGAUGACGAAGAAGAUCAGAGCAGUUUGGGGGGAAGUGAUGGUGAAGGAUCGGCAGGUAGUGAUGCUUCACAAAGCAACGCCAAGAACUCCUCAAUAAAACAAGCAAGCGAAAACGGCGAGCAAGUUGACAAAGACGAAGUGAACAACAUGGAUCACAAUGCAAAUGGUGGUGAUUCCAGAAAGCAGAGUAACCUGAGGGGCUCCGUAACCAACAGCAUCACCCCUCUGCCUUUACCCGGGAAGAACCUCAUAGAGAGCAUCUUCGGCUCCCUCGCGGAUGUGGCAAAGGAGUCAGGUCAUCCUCUUAAUGAACAAGCAAAGGAGGCGCAAUUAUUAAACGAACUCCUAGACAGAGUCUUCGUUCCCCGCCUGCAAACACCGCCGAAGUAUCAAGGAGCGUUGGAAUGUUUGAACGAGUCAAUAUAUCGCGACGUGCUGAGCGGCCCGAAGAAGGUCAAGGACAAUCCCCGCUUGUUGCAGCACGCGUACUCUGUUCUUCGCCGCCCGCCGGCCGUGCUGGAGGUCCCGGAGCUGUUUGUUGAGCUUCGUCAGGCGACAGAUAAGAAGGCAUGGGAAGUGAGACGGAAGAGGGAAAUAAAUUAUUACGAACGGAGAGGGGAACCCAUACCUGAUAUAUUGCAACUCUCAGCUGAUGAGGUGACGGCGCUGGACGCCGCGGAACCACGAAUGCGGGAAGAGGAAAUCUCAGAAACGGAGUUGGCCACUCGCGUCAUCAUGGUAGACGGGUGGAUGAAGGAACAAUACCGCUUGCGUCUGUACUAUCGCAAACGCAUUGGUCAACUGAAGGAGGAUCCGCAGGACCUUGUUGAUGGCUUUAAUCCAGGUCCUAAAUUCGUAUCAGUUAGCGUAGAAGAAGUGUUGGGCUUGAGCUACGGUGCGGUGUUGGAUCCUGAACCCGAGCCUGUUGAUCCAGAAGUGCAACGCCCCAAUGCUCGGGCCGCAGAAUUCUAA